AAAGACCAUGCACGAGGACCUCAGGUGUUAGGAACUCACAGACGCAUUCCAGCUCCAUGCUGCAGGCUAGGAAGGCUUACUUGAGGCUGCUUAAAUGAGUCGUACUUUUGAUUGGAUUUCAGUUACGAAAGGAGUACAGAACUACAAGACUACGGGACUUCUUCUGUCAUUUGAGCUGAUAAUAAGCUGACAAUACUUUCUUUUCAGGAUCUUGGUGGGAUUGAUUUCUUUCUCAGGCUAUUUAAAACCAAUCCAAAGGAAUGCUUUCCCUAAAAGCAACAUUUCUGCUGCUCCUCCUGGCCUGCCUGGUCCAGCACUUUGUGCAAGCCGAGGGCAGAAAGGGACAACAGGAGGGGAAGGGACGAGGACGGGCAAAGCAUCGGGACACCACCUCCCCAAAGCCCACCUUACAGAACCAUCAUGGAACUGAGAGAAGAUCCAGAGGCUCUGGUGGAAAAGCUGCAUCAAAAGGUCGCUUUUCCACUAAAGAUAAGAUGCGGUGCACCUGGGUGGCCACUGGGGACCGUGCACUUGUCCUCAGCAUCAGCUGCACCAAAGGAAACGAGAGCUUCCACUGUGAGUACACAGCAAACACAGGACUGUGUCCUCAGUACGAGUCUAACUCCGGAACCUUCUGGAAGCAGAUCACUCGUGCGAUGAAGAAGCAGAAGAAACUCUGCCGGGACCCCAAAGCUCUGCUCAAGGCCGGCGUCUGCAAAUCCGCAAGCAAGGAGGCACAUUUCAGCCUUAAGACCCCCGCCCAGGACCAACGCCCACCCCAGUCUGGCAAGAAGGACUGCAAGGGACUCUCAGAUCGAAACAAACUGGCCAGGGAACACUGCAAUAGCUCGUGGUCUUCGGUCUGCACCUUUUUCUUUGCGAUGUUUGAGAAUGAGGAGUGCUGAGUGUGAAUUUUUGUAAGCGGUUCUAGACUUUUUUAAUGUGUAGAAAUUAUGAUUUUACAGUAUAAUCUAUUCAUAUUUUGGAGAACAUUAACAUGUAAUAUAUUCUGUACAUAUAUACAUUGUUACAUAUUUUAUUAGGUAUUUUAGUAAAUUAAGGCACAUUAAGUACACUGUCCAAAAUAUUAAUUGUCCAAAAUAUUAAUGUCUAACACAUACAGCUCUGGAAUAAAAUUAGAGACCACUUAAAAAUACACUGAGUUUCUUUAAUUUUACCAAAUUAAAAAACCUCUGGAAUAUAAUCAGGAUGAAGAUGGAUGAUCACAAGCCAUCAAACCAAACUGAAUUGCUUUAAUUUUUGCACCAGGAGUGGCAUAAAGUAAUCAAAAAGCACUGUGUAAGACUGGUGGAGGAGAACAUGCCAAGAUGCAUGAAAAUUGUGAUCAGAAAACCUGAUUGAGAAACUAAAGUGGUAUCUUAAUUGUUUUACAGAGCUGUAUAUGAUAUUAGUUGUUUUUUUUUACUGUCAAUAAAAUAUGUUUAGACAGUUUAAACCAUCACAGCAGUUUUUAGGUGGCAUCCGGUAAUAGACUGAUUGAGAUAAGAGGAUUUUUUACUUUUGUGUUCCAUUUACUUUGAACGUUCUAAAGACUUUUUGGAGUUUGUCACUACCAGUGUUUCAUGGCAUAUCUGACCAAAAUAUGUUUCAUUUUUUGUCCCAGCUUAUUAUUUUUUAGCACUGUUCCAAGUUAGCAUUCUUAGCAUUGUCCCAGGUUAGCAACUCCAUUUGAUAACAUAGCAUUGUGCAGUAUUUUGCUCAUCCAAACAUUGUGUGUACAGCUGAUUUAUUGAGACACAAAUAGAGAGAAAUGCUAAUGAACUGUAUAAAACUACUGUUUUUACUGCUGUUGAUAUGUGAUGAAGCCAUCUUGGAUUUUAGACUCAGGGUUGGUAGUCUCUCUUGACUUUUGGAAAGUCAGAAAUGGUUAGAUAUUUAACUAAUGCUGUGAACUAGCACAGCCCAGCUAAACUAAGCUAAGCUAAACUUCAACAUUCUGUUGAAAUAGAAGAGCAGGGUGAUGCUGUGAUGAACUUCAGCCUGGUCAAAUGUUUUUAGCAGUUACUUUGCAGAAUUCACACUUCUGAAUUUACACAAAAAACAAAAAAACAAUUGAAAACCAUUUUUGUGAAGCAACCUACAAGUACCUCAUGGACAUUUUCCAAUGGUAAAAUGGUUGAAAUCCAAAUACUUUUUAAAGCCACUGUAUGUGUGAAAAGUAAUAUUGAUGCAUUUAUGAUCGACUGCUUUUUUUCAAGGGAACGUUUUUGUUUUAUAUUAUUAUAUAUAUUGCUGAUCCAAGAUAAUGAUAUGUACUGUAUGAAAUUUGUUUUUGAGAUUUGUAUGAAACAUAUAAGACCUUAUAAAAUGUUAUAGUAACAGUU
Messenger RNA from Astyanax mexicanus (Mexican tetra), 2345 nucleotides. It is a transcript of the gene fgfbp1a, whose product is annotated as fibroblast growth factor binding protein 1a. Bases 261 to 905 code for a protein of 214 amino acids. Gene Ontology annotation, biological process: cell-cell signaling. The record is from RefSeq and is a predicted model, not a curated record. Gene Ontology annotation, molecular function: growth factor binding. Lineage: Eukaryota; Metazoa; Chordata; Actinopteri; Characiformes; Acestrorhamphidae. The transcript has a single exon.